AUGUCCCAUCAAAUCAAGCCAAUUAAAAUUUACGGUCAGGCACCAAGCCCAAAUCCCUUCAAAGUCAUCAUUCUCCUAAAAGAGCUUGGCCUUCCCUAUGAAGAGGUCCCAGUGCCUUACUCGGAGAUCAAGAAGCCUGAUUACGUCGCUCUGAACCCCAAUGGACGGCUGCCCACCAUCUACGAUCCCAAUAGUGACUUAACUCUAUGGGAGUCAGGGGCCAUUAUCGAAUACCUCACUGAGCGAUACGAUACCGAGAACCGUCUCAGCUUCCCGGCUGGCACCCCGGAAUACUACCAUGCCAAGCAGUGGCUGUCAUAUCAAAUGUCUGGACAAGGACCGUAUUACGGACAGUUGGCCUGGUUCGUCAAAUUCCAUGACGAAAAGAUCCCCAGUGCGAUUGCCCGAUACGCGAAUGAAAUCAAUCGUGUAACGGGUGUCUUGGACAGUUAUUUGGCCAAGCAGAAGGAGGAAUAUGCCGAUAGUUUGGGAGAUGGGCCAUGGCUGGUUGGCGGCAAGUUGACUUAUGUUGAUCUUGCUUGGCUCCCAUGGCAAAGACUAGCAGAUAUGUUUACCACCAAGGAACAGUAUGACGACGAGAAAUAUCCACAUGCCAAAGAGUGGUAUACCAAAUUGUUAAAUCGCAAGUCCGUUACUGAUGCUAUUAAUGAGACGCCCGCUCAUUAA
This is a messenger RNA of Talaromyces rugulosus, 687 nucleotides long. RefSeq lists its product as uncharacterized. The record is from RefSeq and is a predicted model, not a curated record. The transcript has a single exon. Lineage: Eukaryota; Fungi; Ascomycota; Eurotiomycetes; Eurotiales; Trichocomaceae. The coding region runs from base 1 to 687 and encodes 228 amino acids.